Thlaspi arvense is the source of this 1365-nucleotide messenger RNA. The record is from the annotation of a GenBank genome assembly. NCBI's taxonomy places the organism in Eukaryota, Viridiplantae, Streptophyta, Magnoliopsida, Brassicales, Brassicaceae.
UCGAUAUUAUAUACUAGUACUAUAUAAUAAAAUAACCAAACAUUAUUAUUACCCAAAUCAAAUACUCUGCACGAACAAUGUGAAGCCGCGUCGAGUCAAAAAACCACUAUAAAGAGUUCACUCGUCCACAUUCACAUAACAAAACAAAAGCAUUCUUGCUCCAAACCAUAAAAGAAAAAUUCUAGAUUUGUCUCCUAAGGCAAAAAAUGGAAGAUUCAAGCUUUAUGGAUUUGAUGAUUGACACAGACGAGUAUCUGAUUGAUGAUUGGGAACCCGAUUUCCCCGGAGAAGCUACUGAUCAUCAGAACACGAAACCGAGUUCUGUUUCUGAAUCCGGAUCCAAGUUGGUACCUGAGAGACCAACAAAGCAAAUGAAAGUCAACUCAACAUCUUCUUCUCCAACAUCUUCUUCUUCUUCAGGUUCUCUUACAACCCCGCAAGUGAUCUCGUUUGGUUCUCCAGACCAGAAAAUGAAUGUGGUCGAGACAUCGUUGAACUUCUCCAACGUAGCAAACAUGGAACAGAGAGUGGGUUCCAAAAGAAAAGACUGUGGUCAUAUUGGAGGCAAAAGAGAGCCACAUCUACUGAAAGAACAUGUUUUGGCUGAACGUAAACGUCGACAAAAGCUCAACGAACGUUUGAUUGCUCUCUCUGCUCUUCUUCCUGGUCUCAAAAAGAAGCUAGAGGAAGAGCAAGUAGGGAACAAGAAAAUGGAUCAAUCUGUUAUAUUGGUGAAGAGAUCUCAAGUGUAUGUGGAAGAAGAAUCUUCAUCAUAUUCUUCUACUUGCUCUGCUGCUUCUCCUCCAUCUUCUUCUUUAGACGAAGUUUCUAUUUUGAAACAAACGAUGCCUAUGAUCGAAGCUCGAGUUUCAGACAGAGAUUUGCUGAUUAAGAUUCACUGUGAGAAGAACAAAGGUUGUCUGAUUAAGAUCUUGAGUUCAUUGGAGAAGUUUCGUCUUGAAAUAGUCAACAGUUUCACUUUACCCUUUGGAAGUUCAACUCUCGUUAUCACCAUUCUCUCCAAGAUGGACAACAAAUUUUCUCGACCUAUUGAAGAUAUCGUGAAGAACAUAAGACUUGCGUUAGCGGAAUAGUUUUUUAUUUUUAUUUUUCAUUAAUCGUUUUAUGAAUUUCGCAGUUGUUAAACGUGUGAUUUGAUCUCUAAUUUUAACAUAAGUUAUGUAUUAGUAGGAUAGUGAGAAUAAGAGUGAGCACUUGUUUUCUUUAAGAUUUAAAGGCCUUUUCUUGUAAAAUGUUUACACUUUUGGAAUAAAAACUCUACAACAUUGGGUCAGCUUUAAAUUAAAUCACUCGUUUUUAUUUCAUUUAAUUUAGUAGUUGGAUCAUAAAUUCAGAGGGAGGCAU